This is a messenger RNA of Diospyros lotus (date-plum), 825 nucleotides long. Its product is annotated as NAD(P)H-quinone oxidoreductase subunit N, chloroplastic. Lineage: Eukaryota; Viridiplantae; Streptophyta; Magnoliopsida; Ericales; Ebenaceae. Gene Ontology annotation, molecular function: oxidoreductase activity, acting on NAD(P)H, quinone or similar compound as acceptor. The record is from RefSeq and is a predicted model, not a curated record. Gene Ontology annotation, cellular component: membrane. The transcript is spliced from 4 exons. The coding region runs from base 1 to 651 and encodes 216 amino acids.
AUGGCCGCUACAAGCGCGCUGCUGCCUCCCAUCACAACUCUCCCAAAGCAACAGCUCUCGCCAUUCUACCCCGCAACGAAGCCACGACUAGCAGGCCGGUGGAGCAAGAAGAGGGCGCUGAGGACGACCUGUGCCACUGGACUCGAGGACUUCAUCGGAGGAGACUUGGUGAAGUUCGAUUUGGGCCAGUGGCUGUCAGACGUCGAAGAGCACAAGGCCCUGGCCAUCUACUCUCCCCACGAAGGAGGCUACGAGGGCCGCUACCUUACCCGGCUCCGGUACCAGGGCUACCAAUUCCUCGACCUCUCCGCGCGCGGCCUCGGCGAUCCCGAGACCACUCUCACCAAGAUCCACCCCGUUUGCCCGGCCCACGUGGGGAAGCAACCAAUAGCGAGGUGGUAUUUCCCACCCGAAGUGGAUUACAGGCUCUCGUUGCUGCCUCCGGGUGCCAAGGGCUUAGUGGUUUGGAUAAUUGAAGCCAAGGUUUUGUCCAGGGCAGAGCUGCAGUUUCUAGCUUUGCUUCCCAGUCUCCGGCCUAACGUCCGGGUCGUUGCAGAAUGCGGGAACUGGAGAAAAUUUGUGUGGAAGCCACUCAAAGAAAUUGCAGGAUUGCCUACAAAGGAAGGGGCAAAUCAACAGUUACCAAGCUGAGAAAGUUUUUGUUAGAAGCAAUGCUGACGGAAAUUGUUCUAAAAUUAUUAUUGUAGUGAGAUAUUAAUUCUAAAAUUGCAAUGUUUACAUGUUAAUGAUCAAUUAAUUAGAAUGAAUGCCAGUGUACAGAACCAACUAUGCUGAAAUAAUAUUGUAAUCUGAAUUAUAUUACAA